AUGGAUCAUAAACUGCCGCCGCCGCCGAGGAAGAAGACGUCGAAGAAGCGCGACGAAUCGCUGAAAGUAGUGUACAUCUCGAGCCCCAUGAAGGUGAGGACCAGCCAAGCCAGGUUCCGGGCGCUGGUGCAGGAGCUCACCGGCAAGAACUCUGACAUCGCGCCUUACAUGGACUCGGAUGGCGCCGCCCUUGCCGACUACCGCGACGAGGACGGCACGCUGCUCCCCGACCGGCCUAUUUCUAGCUCCGACGACACCACCACCACCCCCGCCACCUCGGAUUCUCUCGGCAAUGUGUUCGCCGCCGGGAUUUUCGACGACUAUCAUCAUCACGACUACUUGAUCAUGUGA
Molecule: messenger RNA, 351 nt
Organism: Salvia hispanica
Lineage: Eukaryota; Viridiplantae; Streptophyta; Magnoliopsida; Lamiales; Lamiaceae
Source: RefSeq, a predicted model, not a curated record